Messenger RNA from Laetiporus sulphureus 93-53, 1853 nucleotides. RefSeq lists its product as uncharacterized. The record is from RefSeq and is a predicted model, not a curated record. NCBI's taxonomy places the organism in Eukaryota, Fungi, Basidiomycota, Agaricomycetes, Polyporales, Laetiporaceae. Gene Ontology annotation, molecular function: zinc ion binding. Gene Ontology annotation, cellular component: cytoplasm. The transcript has 8 exons. The coding region runs from base 126 to 1703 and encodes 525 amino acids.
GCCACGUCGGCAACUCUAUCAUGACAUGCAUUCUCUCAUGCAUAGCUCAAGCGUCAUCUCCUAGUACUCAGCCUACACAUUGACAAAAAGGCUCUAAACUACUGCAUUGAAGGUCCAUAGUUGCCAUGCCUAUUCACGACGUUGUGAGGCAGAGGUUGCAGCCUCUCACAUCGGCCGUGACCUCGAACAGGAUUCUGCUCUAUGGUGUACUCAGCGCGUUCGCAUUACUGGGGACCAUCGCAAAUGCCUGCAGGAGCUACAGCAACUUCUAUUCCGUGGCUAUAUAUCUAUCCCGAAGCAGUCGCAGUGUAUUGGUCCUCGCGAAUUUCGGAUUUCUGGUUGCUCUAGCGUGCGGUCGCAUUACGCAGCAGUUGUUCUUUGGGCCGUUGCAACCCCGUGAAAUCGAGCGACUAUACGAUCAAACAUGGAUAUUCGUCACCGAAUCUCUUCUGGCGUUCACAAUUUUCAGAGAUGAUUUCGACAUCCCGUUCGUGCUCAUGUUCGGACUCUUGCUGUUUGUGAAAUGUUUCCAUUGGCUGUUGGCAGACCGUGUGGAGACAAUGGAUCAGACGACAUACCCUGGUCCCCCUUUCACCUUCCAUGUGCGGAUGAAUCUGCUUUUUGGCCUUCUAUGGACGCUCGACAUCGUGAUGUUCGCAAUUGCGGUGGAAAACACGCUGAACAAUGGAAUUAGUGGAAUGGUCCUUUUUGCGAGUGAGUAUGCCAUCCUACUGGCGAGCGCCCUGAACUCAAUGGCAAGAUACGUGUUGUCUGUCAUCGAUUAUCGAAGAGCGCGCACACGAGGUGGCGAGAAUGCGCCGCCCAUGGAGAACAAGAGCAUGUACGUCUUCUACAUCGAGCUAGUGACAGAUUUUCUCAAGUUGACGACGUACCUCACUUUCUUCAUGCUCAUCCUAACCUUCUAUGGUCUGCCGCUCAAUAUCAUCCGUGACGUCUAUCUUACCGCGCGCUCGUUCAUCACUCGAUUGCGCGCACUCAUUCGGUACCACAAUGCUACCCGAGACAUGGACCGUCGCUAUCCGAACGCAACAGAAGCCGAGCUGUCAGACAUGUCCGACCGGACUUGCAUCAUUUGCCGAGAGGAGAUGGUCUCGCGAAACCCUCAGCCACAAGCCGGCGAUGCAGCUGCCGAAGCACAGGCGCCUAUCCAGGAUGGACCAAACAUGACACCGAAAAAGUUGCCUUGUGGACAUAUUUUCCAUUUCCAAUGCCUCCGUUCGUGGUUGGAACGGCAACAGAGCUGUCCCACAUGCCGCCGCACUGUUCUAGAAACGGACGCUGCGAACCAGCCAGCGGGACAAGGUCGCGCAGAAGGUGGCCGUCCUGCACCAGCACAGCCAGGCGCAGCACUACAAGGCCAGCAACCAGGGCAGCAGCGUGCAAACCCCAUGGCUUGGCUUGGUCGUUUCCUUGGUCUCCCUGCGCAGCAGCCAGCUGUGCAAGGCCAGAAUAUACAUGGACAGUUUGCGCCAGCUGGCAAUCUCCCUCAGCAUCCUGCGCCAAACUUUGCAUGGGGAGGAGGCCAGGCUGCGCCACCGGCGUAUUUCUAUCCAGGACAGGUUCUAUGGUCCAGGUGGAGUCUGGCAACCAUGGGGCAUGGACCCGCAAUGGUUUGCUCGACAGCCCCAGCAGCGAGGCGAAAUCCCCACGCGGCCAUCUUCACCACAAAGCUCUGUUCUUGACUCCAACUCUCAGAGUUCCGCCCGAUCAGUUCAUGCCGAAACCUCUGCCGCUCCAAUACGAACGCAAGAGACCUCCACGGACCAGGCGCAAUUACCAAGGGAGGCAGCUGCCCAAGCCGCGUUACGGAGGAUGGGCCCCUCGCGGUCCGG